AUGGAUCUUUCUGAAAAAUAUCGAUUAUUGGGAAAUGAUGCUCAUCGCAGAGGAGACUACCAUAAAGCCAUUGAGCAUUACUCCCAAGCAUUGCAAAUUUCCCCUCAAAAUGCACAAUUAUAUAGCAAUAGAUCAGCAUCUCAUUUUAUGCUAAAGCAAUUCCAAGAAGCUUUGGGGGAUUGCCACAAUGCUUUAAGGUACAACCCAAACUUCACCAAAGCUCUUCUGAGGGCUUCUAAAAUUAAUUUAAUGCUUGGAAACCUUGAUGCUUCUCAAGAGUUUUGCAGGAAUGCAGCAGCUAUUGAACCAGAAAAUCUAGAAAUUAAAAAUGAACAGAAAGCAAUAGAGGAGGUGAACGAAAAUCUGAAGCUCGCGAAGCAAUCUAAAGCACGAGGAGAUUAUCAUCAGAGUGUUUAUUUUCUUAGCAAGGCCUUGGAACAUGUCACUGAGAAUCUUGAAUUAAAAUUGCAAAAGCUUGAUUGCUUAAUAGAAGAAGAAAACUAUGAACAUGCUGAAAGGUAUGCUAAUGAGUUAAUGAAUUCAUAUGGAAAUAAUCCCGAUAUCUUAUUUCUUAAAGGGAAAGCCUUAUUGUAUUCUGGGAAAACCAAUGGAGGAAAACAGUUUAUUUAUGAUGCUAUCAAAUUCGAUCCUGAUCAUAAUAAUGCCAAAGAGAUAAUCAGAAAAUUAAAAAAAAUUGAAAAUUUGAAAGAUGAGGGAAAUAAGCAUUUCCAAGAAGGGAAAAGAAAAUAUGCUAUUGAUUGCUACACAGAAGCACUGUCAAUUGACCCCAAAUGUAAAAAAUUGAAUUCCAUGAUACUUGCUAACCGAGCAGCAGCUCAUAUGAAGAAUUCUGAUUAUAUGCUUUCUCUAGCUGAUUUAAACCAAUCAUUACAACUCAACCCUGAGUACACCAAAGCUUAUAUGAGAAGAGGAAAUGUUCACUCACAACUCGGGAAUUUUGAAGAAGCCUUAAGAGACUAUUAUCAAGUUAAACAACGUGAUCCAGGCUACCCUGAAGUUGACAAUGCAAUACAGCUUGCUCAAAUUAACGAAAAGAAAGCACGGCACAAGGAUUAUUAUGCAAUUUUAGGGGUAAGUAAAAAAGCAAGUGUCGGCGAGAUUAAAAAAGCUUAUAAAAAACUAGCAUUGAAAUGGCAUCCUGAUAAAAAUUCAGAUACUCCAGAAAACAAAGCUCAAUCAGAGAAAAAAUUUAAAGAUAUUGCAGAAGCAUAUAUGGUUUUAAGUGAUGAAAAUAAAAGACGGCAAUAUGAUUUAGGGGGAAAUUUGGAAGGAAUGGAACAAGGAAUGCCAGAAGGGGCACAAUUUGAUGUGGAUCCGAGAGAAAUAUUUAGAAUGUUCUUUGGGGAUAGUGGAGGUUUAGUUUUUGGAAAUAGGGCCUUUGGAGGGAGAGAAGCGCAACAAUUUGCAGGGCCGAGAGAAGGAGAGUUUUACUCGACUGGGCAAAGAGGAAACUAUAAGUUUGUCUUUCGAACGAACAGUGCUGGAAGAGAUUAUUAUUAA
Messenger RNA from Blepharisma stoltei, 1521 nucleotides. The record is from the annotation of a GenBank genome assembly. Lineage: Eukaryota; Ciliophora; Heterotrichea; Heterotrichida; Blepharismidae.